AUGCCACCCUUUGCCACACCACAAGUCGGCCCUACCAAUGUCAAGGAUGCACCAGCUUUUCAUGAGAACCCUUAUUGUAAGGCGCUAAACAAUGCUAAGGAUAUUCAAUUUGAUUGUGCUGAUGUUGAGGGAAAUGCUAAAAAUGGACCUGUUGUCAGGCUGUCUUUUGCAUCGCUGUUUGAUGCUCUUGGCACAUGCUUAAAAGAUGAGAGCUCAGUUUUGUUGCUCUAUUCUCUGGUCCAUGGGAACUGCGAUUUUCAGGAGUAUGUUCUGGUUCGAACAGACUUGGAUAGUUUGCUUAUGCCUAUCUUUGAAAUGCUCUACGAUGCAUCAAGGAAGACUUCCAAUCAGAUCUACAUGCUGUUGAUAACUCUCCUGAUACUCAGUCAAGAUUCAACCUUCAAUGCUAGUGUGCACAAAUUGGUAAGAAAAUUAACUAGGUUUAGUUUAUUUAAUGAAUUCUUUCAUGAUGCAUGUCACACUUGCCUACGUGGAAGUUUCCAUUUGCAAGGAGGACUUCUGAUCAUACCUCAGUACAAGUUUCCUUUUGCACCUUAUCUAUACUUGCAGGAUGUCUACCUUCACACAAACUGUCUUGUAAUUCUAGCAAUCAUGGGACCUCAUGCGCAUAGGCUGAGUGCAUAUGCAUCUCGAAGGCUGGUUAGCCUCUUCGACAUGCUUCCUCGCAAGUACGCCAAAUUAGCUGAGUUAAAAAAUGACAAUGCUCUCAAAGUUAUGUCUGAUCAAAUAGAAGCAGACAUCACUUCAGAUGAUAUGUUUAGUUCUCAUAAUUCCUUUCUCUCCUCUCGAGUGGGCCUUGGGCUAGCGGUUCAGGGAUCAGAUGCUUGGCAUUCGAAGUGUGAAGAAUAUGGUUUCGCUGAAGGUGUUAGUACAAAGGCUCCUGCAACAAGUGAUGCAAAUGCAAGCACCAAUGAAGAUGACACGAAAACAGUAUCUUCGGUAUAA
Messenger RNA from Triticum aestivum (bread wheat), 966 nucleotides. Its product is annotated as dymeclin-like. NCBI's taxonomy places the organism in Eukaryota, Viridiplantae, Streptophyta, Magnoliopsida, Poales, Poaceae. The transcript has 9 exons. The coding region runs from base 1 to 966 and encodes 321 amino acids. The record is from RefSeq and is a predicted model, not a curated record. Gene Ontology annotation, cellular component: Golgi apparatus. Gene Ontology annotation, biological process: Golgi organization.